Penicillium verhagenii is the source of this 1140-nucleotide messenger RNA. RefSeq lists its product as uncharacterized. The transcript is spliced from 5 exons. Gene Ontology annotation, molecular function: transmembrane transporter activity. Bases 1 to 1140 code for a protein of 379 amino acids. The record is from RefSeq and is a predicted model, not a curated record. NCBI's taxonomy places the organism in Eukaryota, Fungi, Ascomycota, Eurotiomycetes, Eurotiales, Aspergillaceae. Gene Ontology annotation, biological process: transmembrane transport.
AUGGACAUCGAUACUCCUGGCGAGCUACGGUGCUGCUCUCUUGCUUGGAUCUCAUAUAACGCCCGCAAGACACCGUUAAUCGCCGGUUUCAUCUUCAUCCUCCUAGCCACUAUUUUAUUCGUCUGCGCGCGUGACCCAUGGGUUUUGGUUCUUGCUCGGGUUUGUCAAGGAUUCUCUGGCGCGGUGGUGGGAGUUUUGGGGUUAAGCAUGAUUGCCGAAACGGCCAGUCCGGAGAAUUCGCGGGCGCACAUGGCUUGCGGGUCAGCAGCCUUAACAUGGGGAAUGCUAUGUGGCCCUAUGGCUGGCGGAUUUCUGUUUGCGAAAUUUGGCAACGUUGGUGCUUUCGGUGCCCCGAUUGUCCUACUUGUCGGAGAUAUCAUUCUGCGGUUAUUGAUCGUCGACAAGAGCGAAGACGAUAGCGACAGGAGUUUCGAACCUUGCUGCGAUUUCGAUCCCUCAGAAGAGCCUCUUCUCUUGGACAGUGAUUCACACGGUAGCUCCUUGAGUCUAUAUAACUUCUUACACCCAACAUUCCUGGGCGUUAUGUUUUCUGUCCUUGCAGUCUCCUGCAUUCUGUCCGCAUAUGAAACGACCCUCCCCCUUUUUGUUAUGGAUACAUACCACUGGUCUAGUUUGGGUGCCGGAUUCAUUUUCCUCCCGCUCACCGUACCCGCAAUCCUCAGCAUUCUAGUCGUUCACUACACAAGGCAUUGCAAGCCCCGCAAUAUUGUCAUGACCGGCUUCUUCCUGAUGGUCCUACCAAUGGCAACGUUGCGGUGGACGCAAGUGAAUAGCGUUAAGCAUGAGAGCCUACUUGUCUCCAUGCUCUUCAUUAUCGGACUCUGCAUUACUACGGUGCAAGCGAUUACGAUUGGAAAUAUCCCCAAUGCCGUACAGAGAAUCGUGAGCCUUUACGGAAUUACAGAGAAGGGCAGUGGCGAGGGACGUGGCUAUGCAUUCUGUAACAUGGCUUUUGCUGGCGGUCAAGCGGUUGGGCCUGUGCUUGGUGGAAUUGUUAAGCAAAAGCUUGGUUGGAGCUCCAUGACACUAGUCCUUGGAGGUUUGUGUCUGGUCGCUGGCGUUAUCUCAUUCUUCUCCAUAUCCGCAGACCCGAACCUCAUCGAUGAAGAGGAAGACUAA